This is a messenger RNA of Atta colombica, 3021 nucleotides long. RefSeq lists its product as uncharacterized. Gene Ontology annotation, molecular function: iron ion binding; monooxygenase activity; heme binding. The record is from RefSeq and is a predicted model, not a curated record. NCBI's taxonomy places the organism in Eukaryota, Metazoa, Arthropoda, Insecta, Hymenoptera, Formicidae. The coding region runs from base 43 to 3006 and encodes 987 amino acids. The transcript is spliced from 2 exons.
AAGAGAUUGUAGAAAGAUCAUCUAAUAAUAUCUAUUUAUACUAUGGAAUAUUGGUCGAUACUACUAUCGAUAGUGAUCGGUGUAAUCAGCAUUCAUUAUCUUUUUAAAAAUUUUAAUUUCUUUAAAAGAAAUGGUAUUAUACACUUAUCACCUGUUCCAUUAUUUGGAUCCACGAUGUCGAUUGUAUUUCGUCGAAUGUCAUUCUUUGAUUUCAUGUUGAAAAUAUACAAUUUCAAGCCAAACGCAAAAUAUUUGGGAUUGUACUUUACGACAACUCCAGUCUUCUUGCUUCGCGACCUCGAACUCAUUAAAACUGUUCUUGUAAAAAAUUUCGAGGCGUUUCCAGAUCGUCGUGGUUUUGCUGACUUUAAUGACUCUUUAUUUAAGAAAAAUUUGUUUUCUCUUCGCGGAGAAAAAUGGCGGAACGUGAGGAAUCUGUUGAGUCCCUCUUUUACUUCCAGCAAGAUGAAAAUGAUGUUCACGUUGAUGUCCGAAUGUGCUGUAGAUUUUGCAAAAUUUCUAUCGACAUCACCAGUGGAUAAAGGCGAUAUAGACAUGAAAGACAUCUGCUCUAAAUAUACGAAUGACGUCAUUGCUACCUGUGCAUUUGGAAUCAAAGUCAAUUCUAUGAAGGACCCAACGAAUAAAUUUUAUACUUACGGCAAAGAGGCGAGUAACUUCAGAGGAGUCAUUCACAGUAUAAAGUUCUUUUUUAUUGGAACGUUUCCGACACUUGUGCGAAUUUUUAAUAUGAAAUUUUUGGAUGAUUAUAUAUCGAAUUUCUUCAAGGACAUUAUAAAAACUACAAUUGCAACUCGCGAUGCAGAACACAUUACACGUCCGGAUAUGCUACAGUUAAUGAUGGAUAUCAGAGGCAAAGAAGGUCGUAGAGAAUUAGACAUCGACGACAUGACUGCGCAAGCGUUCAUCUUUUUCCUCGGCGGUUUCGAGACCAGUUCCACUGCAAUGUGCUUCGCAACUCAUGAAAUAGCAGCUAAUCCAGAAAUUCAGUUGAAAUUGCAACAAGAGAUCGACAAAGUUUUGGAGGAAUCAAACGGAAAAGUGUCUUACGAAGUUAUUAAUAGACUCGAAUAUUUAGAUGCAGUGAUAUGUGAAGCUCUUAGAUUAUAUCCACCAGUUGCCGCCUUAGAAAGAAUUUGCGAAAAAACUUUUGAAUUACCACCAGCAUUGCCGGAUGAAAAACCUUUUAUUAUGAAAAAAGGUAUGCUUGUUUGGAUUCCAGUUCUUGCAAUCCAUCGUGAUGAAAAGUAUUAUGACAAUCCGAAGAAAUUUGAUCCAGAAAGAUUUUUAAACAAUAAGAUGAACAAUUCUUCGAAUUAUAUGCCAUUCGGAUUAGGACCGAGAAUGUGCAUAGCUAACAGGUUUGCCAUGCUAGAAGUCAAAAUCUUGUUAUUCCACUUAUUAGCGCAAUGUGAGCUAAAACCUUCUCCAAAAACUACGUCCCCAAUACAGUUUUGCAAAGAUUUCAUGAUAAUGCCGAAAAAUGGAUUCUGCAUUCAUUAUCUUUUUAAAAAUUUUAAUUUCUUUAAAAGAAAUGGUAUUAUACACAUACCAUCUGUUCCAUUAUUUGGAUCGGCGACGUUUUUAUUUCGUCGAAUGUCAUUCUUUGAUUUCAUGUUGAAAAUAUACAAUUUCAAUCCAAACGCAAAAUAUUUUGGAUUGUACUUUACGACAACUCCAGUUUUCUUGCUUCGCGACCUCGAACUCAUUAAAACUGUUCUUGUAAAAAAUUUCGAGGCAUUUCCAGAUCGUCGUGGUUUUGCUGACUUUAAUGACUCUUUAUUUAAGAAAAAUUUAUUUUCUCUUCGCGGAGAAAAAUGGCGGAACGUGAGGAAUCUGUUGAGUCCCUCUUUUACUUCCAGCAAGAUGAAAAUGAUGUUCACGUUGAUGUUCGAAUGUGCUGUAGAUUAUGCAAAAUUUCUAUCGACAUCACCAGCGGAUAAAGGCGAUAUAGACAUGAAAGACAUCUGCUCUAAAUAUACGAACGAUGUCAUCGCUACCUGUGCAUUUGGAAUCAAAGUCGAUUCUAUAAAGGAUCCAACGAAUAAAUUCUAUACUUACGGCAAAGAGGCGAGUAACUUCAGAGGAGUCAUUCGCGGUAUAAAGCUCUUUCUUAUUGGAACGUUUCCGAUACUUGUACAAAUUCUCAAUAUGAAAUUUUUGGAUGAUUAUUUAUCGAAUUUCUUCAAGGACAUUGUAAGAACUACAAUCGCAACUCGCGACGCAGAACACAUUACACGUCCGGAUAUGCUACAGUUAAUGAUGGAUGUGAGAGGCAAAGAAGGUCGUAGAGAAUUAGAUAUCGACGACAUGACUGCGCAAGCGUUCAUCUUUUUCCUCGGCGGUUUCGAGACCAGUUCCACUGCAAUGUGCUUCGCAACUCAUGAAAUAGCAGCUAAUCCAGAAAUACAGACGAAAUUACAACAAGAAAUCGACAAGGUUUUAGAAGAAUCGAACGGAGAAGUGUCUUACGAAGUUAUUAAUAGACUCGAAUAUUUAGAUGCGGUGAUAAGUGAGGCUCUUAGAUUAUAUCCACCAAUCACAAACUUAGAAAGGUUAUGUGAAAAAACUUUUGAGUUACCACCCGCAUUGCCGGACGAGAAACCUUUUAUGAUGAAGAAAGGUAUGCUUGUUUGGAUUCCUGUUCUUGCAAUCCAUCAUGAUGAAAAGUAUUAUGACAAUCCGAAGAAAUUUGAUCCAGAAAGGUUUUUAAACAAUAAGAUGAACAAUUCUUCGAAUUAUAUGCCAUUCGGAUUAGGACCGAGAAUGUGCAUAGCUAACAGGUUUGCCAUGCUGGGAAUCAAAAUCUUGUUAUUUCACUUAUUAGCGCGAUGUGAGCUGAAACCUUCUGCAAAAACUACGUCCCCAAUACAAUUUGGCAAAGGUUUCAUGAUAAUGCCGAAAAAUGGAUUCUGGUUGAAUAUUCAGCGUAGAAAAAAUAUGCAUCCUGUAUUGGAGUCUAUUUCUGUAGUAAUGAAUAGUUAAAAACUCAGAAAACAU